CUCGAACAUUGAGGCAACAUCGGCUACGGAGGAAUCCGUAACAGCACAGCACACCACCAACGUCAAUCAUCCCUCCUCCCACCGGGACAGCACUGUCUUACUGGCCGCGGAAUAAUGAUUAUUGUAGUCGGAGAACAAUGCUAGCGCCGUCAUCACCAAUCGCCUUUCCUCCCAGUUCCUCGCCCGCUCCCAGCAGCAAACGGCCACGGCCAGCCGACGCGCCCAAACCGCCCAAACCGCCAAAGCCCCGCGUUCUUGGCGGCUUCUUGGCCGACUCCGACUCCGACGACGAUGACGACGACGAUGAUGAAGUCAUUACGGACGAGCCGUCGCCGAAGCGGCGCAUGCUCCACCGAGGUACACAACAAGACGCCCAGGCCGGCUUAGACACGGGCGCUGGAGCCGGAGCCGGCGCGGCGAGGGCAGAGGAUCCCUUGAUGAACGAGACAAUGUCGGCGGCCCAGGAAGUCGUGUCGACACCGCCCGACAGCCAGACGCAGGACGACCUGAGGGAAGAAGCAGAGCGCUACGAGCGCCUAUUUGGAACCCAGGGUUUGCCCACACUCGCAGCCUUCACCAGCAAGGAUCCCCGCCCGGCUUCAUAUCAUGUCUCGACAUGCUCCGGCCAGAUGGUGCCCAUCCGCGAGCGCAGGCCGGCCGCCGCCGUCCCCUACGCCCACAUGGUGGCAGCGCGCUCCAGGACCAAGGAAGGGCGCGCACACAGGAGCUACUACGGCGUCGCCAUUCACGAGCUCAUCGACAGCGCCAACAAGGAGCUCGCCGAGGCCCGCAAGACGUCCGGAUCCGCGAAUGCUACAACGCCUCUCACCCCGCCUGCCAAACCCGACAGGCCCGUCCGCUCCGUCGAGGCUCAGCAAAGCAACCCCAAGAGACCCAAGCGCACCAUGCUGUGGACCGAGAAGUACCGUGCCCGCACCUUUAUGGACCUCUGCGGCGACGACCUGACAAACCGCCAGGUCCUCCGCUGGCUCAAGCGCUGGGAUCCCAUCGUGUUCCCCCACGCGGCCAACAAGAACAAGCCGGCCGUCAGGCGCCACGGUGCCCAGCACCACCAGCAUGCCGGCCAACCACCGGAGGAGGAGAAACCGCACCGCAAGAUCCUCGUGCUGCACGGCCCGCCCGGUCUCGGCAAGACCACCCUGGCCCACGUCUGCGCGCGCCAGGCGGGCUACGAGGUCAUGGAGAUCAACGCCAGCGACGAGCGAAGCAGGGACGUGGUCAAGGGUCGGAUCCGCACCAGCCUGGCAACCGAGAGCGUCAAGACGGUGGAGCACAAGAAGCCCGAUCCUGGCAAGCAGCAGAAGGUGGCCCGCCCCGUCUGCGUCGUCGUGGACGAGGUCGACGGCGUCGUCGGCGGCUCCGGCGCCUCGGGCGACGGCGGGUUUGUCAAGGCCCUGAUCGACCUCGUCAUGCUGGACCAGAAGAACAGCAGUGCGAGCGGUUCCGCCGCCGCCGCCCCCGGUCCGGGCCGGAGGAAGAAGAAGUCGGACGAUUUUAGGCAGAUGAGGCCCCUCAUCCUCAUCUGCAACGACGUCUACCACCCCUCGCUGCGGCCCUUGCGCCAGUCCGGCCUGGCCGAGAUCGUCCACGUUGGGAAGCCCACGGUGGAGGCGGUUGUUGGCAGGCUCAAGACCAUCUUCGAGAAGGAGGGCAUACCCUGCGAGAAGGAUGCCGCCAGGAAGCUGUGCGAAGCAGCGUGGGGCAUGACCAGCGGCAUCGACGCCAGGCGGGGAGCCGAGAGCAACGCUGAGGGCGACCUCCGCGGCGUCAUGGUCGUCGGCGAGUGGGUCGCAGGCCGGCUGAGGGCAGCCUGCCCCGACGGCGCCACCCCGACCCUCACGCGACAGUGGGUUGACAAGCAUAUCAUCCGCGACCUGGCCCACGGCGGCGGGGGCGCCAGAGGUCUCGGGCGCGGCGGGACCAGGGAGAUUGUCAACCGAAUCUUCCAGGAAGGCGCCGGGUUCCCGAAACAGUCGACCCCGGCCGUUCAGCCAUCCAAAAACACCAUCCACGAGCAACCCCAGGCGCAGCUCGGCGUUUCCGAGCAGCAGAAGAAGUAUGCCAUGGCCCGUCUGCAGGAGAUGAUUGACUCGUCCGGCGAGGUCGACCGCAUCAUGACCGAGGUCUUUCUCGAGUACCCCAACCGCGACUUCAACGACGACUCCUUCAUGACGAAACCCGACCUUGCCUACGAGUGGCUGCAUUUCCACGACACCUGCUCCUCCCGCCUCUACUCCAGCCAGGAGUGGGAGCUGGUCCCCUACGUCAGCCAGCCGAUCCUGGCCUGCCACCACCUCUUCGCCUCCCCGCGGCGGCACCAACCGCACACAACAAUGUCCGGCUACGGUGCGAGGUGGGGCGAGGAAGCAGACGACGGCGAGGCCGACGCUGCUCCCUUGCCCUUCUCGGGCCCGCGAGCCGACUACGCCGCGCACGAGGCCGAGAAGGCGAACCGCGCCGCUCUGCAGGCGCUCCAUGCCCAGCUCCCGCCAACCCUCACCCGCGCCUUCCGCAGCCCCGAGCACAUCGCGACCGACUUCCUCCCUUACCUCGUGCGCAUCGUCUCCCCGGACGUGAAACCCGUCGUGGUGGGGGGCAGCGCCGACAAGGGCGGCGCCGUCGCCUCGGUCAGGAGGGAGAGCGAGAAGGCCAUGGUCAAGCGCGCCGCGCAGGUGCUGGCCGAAGUCGGCAUUGCGCUGCACAAGGGGAAACUCGAGUCCGACGUGACGGCCGGACCGGCAGGGCGAACGCAGUGGGUGUAUCGGAUGGAACCGGAUCUCGACGCACUCGCCACAUUCGAAACAGCCUCCGCCUACAUCCUCGCGUCGCAGGCCCCAACCCGCUACGCGGUCCGUCAGGUCCUCGAACAGGAGCUCCACAAAGCCCUCGCCCAGAAGGAGAGCGCGGCGAGACAGGCCCGGCUCCGAUCAGGCGAGGGCGGCGCUGCUGGCGAUGGCGGGCGACAGCAGCAGCAGCAUGCCCCGGGCAGCGGUGACGACGACGGCGACGAAUACAAGGAGAACGCCAACAGUCACAGCCACUCGAAGAUGGCAGCGGAAAGGGCGGGCGUCGCGGUCAAGAGGGACUUCUUUGGCCGGGUCAUUGUCGAGCGGCCGCUGGCCGAGACGGACGCGAAUGCCGGGAAGAGGAUCAAGAGGAAGCAAGACGCUGGCAAGGCCGGGAGAGUGUGGGUUACGUAUAACGAAGGUCUUAACAACGCCGUGAGGAGGCCAAUAUCCUUGGAGGACUUUUUGAGGGGAUUCUAAAGCAUGAUAUGUUUUACACCCCGAAUCAAUGACUGAGGUGUUGUAUGAGCAGAUAUGAGAUGAAUACGCUGCUUUUUGGGACGUCUGUGUCGUGUUUACUUGGACUGGCCGUGUGUCCGGCAUUGAUCAAGCGUCGUCUGUCAUUGCUCCACACACUUCUUUACACUAUUAAACACUUAAGACUCCCGCGCAUUGCCCCGCCCUCCGGCUUGGCAACGGACGGCGACGGGACGAUUCCCCGGCCGGCGGCCGAUCCCGGCUCCACGUCCCGGCCGGGGGAGCUCCACAAGCUGGGCCCGCAUAACUUUCCUGGGGACUUCUUAAUAACACUGGGUUCAAGCUCAGACAUUUCUCAGUUCGG
Molecule: messenger RNA, 3648 nt
Organism: Thermothelomyces thermophilus ATCC 42464
Lineage: Eukaryota; Fungi; Ascomycota; Sordariomycetes; Sordariales; Chaetomiaceae
Exons: 2
Coding region: 138-3287 (1049 amino acids)
Cellular component (GO): nucleus
Molecular function (GO): ATP binding; ATP hydrolysis activity; DNA binding
Source: RefSeq, a predicted model, not a curated record